AUGGGCAAGUGCAAGCGCGGUGCGCAGUGCAGCUUUGCCCACGGCCCAGAGGAGCUUGUUGCCAAGCCUGACCUCUUCAAGACGAUGCUUUGCCGGAAGUGGGCCAAGGGCUCCUGCAAUUUUACCAACUGCGCAUUUGCACAUGGAGAAGAGGAGCUGCGCGAUGCCCGAUCCAAGCGUCUUACAGGACUUCGCAAAGAGGCUGCGGAGAAGGAAGAGGCCAUUCUCGAGGAGACUUGUGUCUCCGAGGCCAGCACGGAGGACGGAGGCACUGGCACAGGCAGUGCGUCUGAGGAGCGGAUGGAGGACCACGUCUGGGGCUUGGAGCUGCUUCUCAGCGCACAGACGGCUGCUUUGAGCACUGCUACGCAGGACGCCGAGACCCGCCCCGUCUUCGUGCUGCCCGGGGAUGCGGCGAAGUUCCCAAUGAAGGUUUUGCCAUCCGGUCAUGCCAAGUCAGGGCUGCUCGGCUUACAUUGA
Messenger RNA from Symbiodinium sp. CCMP2456, 480 nucleotides. The record is from the annotation of a GenBank genome assembly. NCBI's taxonomy places the organism in Eukaryota, Dinophyceae, Suessiales, Symbiodiniaceae.